Messenger RNA from Cylindrotheca closterium, 1476 nucleotides. The record is from the annotation of a GenBank genome assembly. NCBI's taxonomy places the organism in Eukaryota, Bacillariophyta, Bacillariophyceae, Bacillariales, Bacillariaceae.
AUGAGAUACUUCUUCGUUCACAUCCUCACCGUCAUCGCCGUGGAAUCCUUCCAAUUUUCACCAUAUGCUAGGAGGAGUCUCCAGUCUUUUCGACGCGCCUUUGAAAUUGAGAGCGAUCAAUCGAGUGAGACAGAUUUUGAAGAGGAGGGGAUGCUUGAUGAAACAUUUUUUGAUGCAGCCGAAAUGGAUGCUAACUGCCAUACAUAUCCACAAGGAAUCCCCGAAGAUCAUUACGUCAUGAAAUACUUCUCUGUUCCUCCUGGUGGUUUUGGAUGUCUUGAAUCGGUUUCGGAAGGUAGAGUCACUGCAGAUCUUAUCGCGAGAGUGGGCCUUUCUGGCGAUAACGUGACUGUCCCGGUGGCCCUGAUGCUGUUGGACCCUGAAACGUACCCUUCAGUAUCAAAAUCGAGAAAAACCUGCCGGAAAGGAGCAGUAAUUGUCAAUCGAGGACCACUUAUAUCGAACGAAGCCACUGGGGAAGUGGAAUUCAAUCAAACUACAUGCUUUCAAGGUAAAGCAAUUGACCGUGUAUAUCCAGGUGAUGUGGUUGGGAUCCAAAGGCAAAUGCAUGGGGGGUUCUAUCCCGGCUUUGAGACUACAAAACCACAAUAUGAGUUACCAGUUGUAUAUGAGGAUGAUCAUUUUGCCAUUGUGAACAAACCUGCUGGAAUCAUUGUGUACACACAAGGGAAGGGAGGCUCUGGUCCCAUGUCCAUCAGAGGAGCUUUGCCACUGGUAUUGAAACCUCCCAAAAGAGGAACAAAAGAAAUCAUGAGGAGACCAGAACUGUCCCACAGGCUCGACAGACCGACAAGUGGUCUACUGGUCGUUGGGAAAACGAAACCAGCUCUCAUAUUUUUGUCCAGACAAUUUGAGGACAGGCUGGUCAAUAAGACAUACACAGCAAUCCUGAACGGUGUUCCUGCGGAUGACGAUGAAGUACAUUACACUGAAGAUGCAGCGAAAGGUGACACAAAAUGGAAUCAGAUCGAUUAUGAGCUUGAGGCGAAAAGCGCAGUGACGUUUUGGAGAACACUCAAGAGUCUAAGCUGCGAAAAAGCAAAGAAUGAGACGCUUACUGUGGUCGAAAUGAUGCCAAAAACAGGUCGAUUCCAUCAACUUCGGCGACACAUGGCAUGGGUCAAAGAAACUCCUAUCGUAGGUGAUCGCGACUAUGAUGGAGGUGGUUUAUCCACUCGCCUGAGAGGUCGUGGUCUGUUUCUUUGUUCCAACAGAGUCAGUCUGGCGCACCCAUACUUUAAUACCGUGGAAGGAAAGUCAGAAUGGGAGGAGCUUCCGGAUGAACUAAAGUGGGCAAAUGGAACUAUUCAGCUUUCCGAGGACGGGUCCACGGUAGAAGUCCACGCAACGAUUGAUGUGCCAAACAAGUUCACAAGCUUUCUUCGGAAGGUGGAAACACAGAAUCAAUACAACUCCGAGGACGAAAUUCAAGAAAGCGAAGAUGAGCAAGAAUGA